AAAGCACAGAGUGUACAAUAUGAACUUCCUAAAUAACCCUAAUGUCCAUUUUGAUAAAAGCAGUUCUCCAAGUUUUAAACACGCCGUUAAACUUCGUUCCAUUCUACACCCAUACUUCUAGCUUGGGUGUUCUUCAGUGGGACGAAGAGUCGGAAGAGACAUAUACUGAAAUCAUAUAAAAAAAGUAAGGAGCUUGUUCUUCGGUGGAUUUUAGGAAGUAGGACGAAGAAACAUACUUAUAAACCCUAGCAAAUUCUUUGUUUCGGGCAGCUCGAUUCAACCAAUGGAGUUGCCAAUCCUUCAAUUUGAAGAGAAAAUCAUAGAGACCAUUGCGAAAAAUCCAGUUACGGUGCUUAUUGGGGAGACCGGAUCAGGGAAGAGUACCCAGCUCUCGCAAAUGCUUCACAGAAGGGGAUACACCAAAACCGGCAUGGUGGCUGUUACUCAGCCUCGACGGGUCGCAGCUGUUACUGUCUCCAGACGGGUUGCGGAGGAGCUUGGUGUUGAACUCGGACAGGAAGUCGGCUAUGCCAUCCGAUUUGAAGAUAGGACCUCUGAGAAGACACUCAUCAAAUACCUUACGGAUGGGGUCCUUUUACGUGAAAGCCUAUCAGAUCCCGAGCUAAAUCAAUAUUCAGUCAUUAUUCUAGAUGAAGCUCACGAAAGAAGUUUGAAUACGGAUAUACUGCUGGGCUUAAUGAGAAGAUUGAUUAAACUGCGCAAAUCUAACUUGAAAGUAUUGGUCACUUCAGCUACCCUGGAUGGUGAGAAAGUAUCCAAAUUCUUUGAUGACUGUCCAGUGCUCAAUGUACCGGGGCAACUAUUUCCAGUUCAAAUACUACACAGCCCAGAAAAACCCAAGAACUAUGUGGAGGCUUGUUUAAAAACAGCUCUUGAUAUACAUUUAAAAGAACCAGAAGGCGAUGUCUUAAUAUUUAUGACUGGACAGGAUGACAUUGGCAGGUUGGUGUCUAAGUUGGAGGAUAAAAUCCGGAGCCUUGAAGAAGGUUCUUGUAGGGAUGCUAUAGUGCUUCCUCUUCAUGGAUCCUUGGCACCUGAAAUGCAGGUUCGUGUUUUCAACCGUCCACCUCCAAACUGCCGGCGAUUUAUUGUUGCUACAAAUAUUGCUGAAACUUCUUUGACCGUUGAUGGUGUUGUUUACGUUAUUGACGCUGGGUACGUGAAGCAACGGCAGUACAACCCAUCAAGUGGCAUGUAUUCACUAGAUGUUGUUCAAAUUAGCAAGGUGCAAGCCAAUCAACGUGUAGGACGCGCUGGCAGAACUCGACCUGGAAAAUGCUACCGUCUGUAUUCUUCUAUUAUUUACCAGGAUGAUUUUUUGGAUGCUACAGUCCCUGAGAUACAGAGGUCUUCCCUUGCUGGAGCUGUUCUGUAUUUGAAGUCAUUAGAUCUCCCUGAUUUGGAUGUUCUAAAUUUUGAUUUCCUUGACCCCCCAUUAGUUGAGUCUUUAGAAGAUGCCCUGAGACAAUUAUAUCUGAAUGAUGCUAUUGAUGAAAAUGGUUCAAUUACAUGUCUUGGACGAACCAUGGCUGAACUUCCACUAGAGCCUUCUUUGUCGAGGACCUUAAUAGAGGCCAAUCAUUUAGGUUGCUUAUCUCAAGCUUUGACAGUUGCUGCUAUGUUAUCGGCGGAAACAAAUUUGCUUCUUGGCCCUAGCAGGAAUACUACUGAGAAGAAGAGGAAACAAGCUCCAUCAAACCUUCCUGAUGGAUCUGGGUGGGGUGAUCAUAUCCAGCUACUUCAGUUAUAUGAGCUAUGGAGUCAAACUGAUUAUAGCAUAGACUGGUGUAAUGAAAAUAACUUGCAGGUACGAGGAAUGAUGUUUGUAAAAAACGUAAGGAAACAGUUGACUCAAAUAAUGCAGAAAAUGCCCAAAGAGUCUUUGGUUGUCCAAACAAGUAGAAGGCACAAAGAAAGUGAACAAGACUACAAAAAUUUGCGGAAAGCUUUAUGUGCAGGGUAUGCUAAUCAGCUUGCAGAGCGAAUGAUUCAUCAUAAUGGCUAUCGAACUCUUGGUUUCAAGUCUCAGCUGGUUCAGGUCCAUCCAUCUUCAGUAUUGAAAGCAGAUGAUGAUGGAAUGCUCUCAAAUUAUGUGGUAUAUCAUGAGCUAAUAUCCACAACACGCCCGUAUAUGCGUAAUGUGUGUGCAGUUGAGAUGCAAUGGGUUUUGCCUGUCUUGGAAAGACUUAAGAAUCUUAACGUAAAAAAACUAAGUGGUGGAUCCUAUCAGAGGGAAGAGUUAAUCGAAGAAACACGGUCAGGUUUGGGAAGAGAAGAUGCUGCCACUCAUGCUGAACCCCCAGAGGAGCUUGACAACAGGAUUCAAGCUGCGAGGGCACGUUUUCUGGCCCGCAAAGCCCAGAAAUAGAAGGGUUUGUCUGAAAAUGAUGGUAUGAUCCUGGGUUAACUGCAGGAUUUACCAAACUAAGUAGGAAUUCAAUAGUGAGAAAAUAGAAUUCGAACUAAUAGUUUAUGCACAAAGAAGAAAUGAUCAGACAAAAGCAUGAAGAAGAUGAACGUUGUCCUUCAACUACAUCAGGGAACUGGUCAUAUACACAGAAGGAAAGAAGCUAUUUAUUAUAACAAACUAGAAGACUAGUCUGUUAAAUAACUAUUCUAAAUAUUUAUUAACGGACAUUCCUCCCUGAAGAUGCAAUUUCACCGUCUAAGUAUGAGCUCAUAACAAAUGACUUAUUGACCAGACGUGCCUAUUUGAUGUCAAUGGAUUGUGCAGUUGUGGUUCUCCAGAGCUGUUUAGAGGGAGGCGUACAUAGAAAUCAAUUCAGACUACACUCUACACAUGUGCCUUAUGCCGUUGGUUACAUGUUGGUAUCCCCAGUGGAUGAUGUAGGUUCAAAGGCAGAUUAUGAGAUUGAAGUGAACUAAUAGAAAUCCUGGUUUGAUGCUACUUUGUUACAUCUCUAUAUCAGAGAUAAAGAGCCAAGGGUCAAUCAGUUAUUGUAAUUAAUACCUGUUAUUGUAUUAAGUAUUUUUAUUGUGAUUAUUAUUAAUUGAUAAUAAAAUUUGAACAUUUCUCCCGAUCAAGGGUCUCUUAAUUCAUUUGUGUAUUUAAAGAAUAAUUAGACGAUGAUUUGUGUUUGAUUAU
This is a messenger RNA of Cuscuta europaea, 3127 nucleotides long. The record is from the annotation of a GenBank genome assembly. Lineage: Eukaryota; Viridiplantae; Streptophyta; Magnoliopsida; Solanales; Convolvulaceae.